Oncorhynchus kisutch (coho salmon) is the source of this 1975-nucleotide messenger RNA. RefSeq names its product tripartite motif-containing protein 16-like. The annotation marks the transcript as partial. The record is from RefSeq and is a predicted model, not a curated record. The transcript is spliced from 3 exons. Lineage: Eukaryota; Metazoa; Chordata; Actinopteri; Salmoniformes; Salmonidae. Gene Ontology annotation, molecular function: protein binding.
UCUCUCUCUCUCUCCAGAGGUAUCAGUCUCUCUCCAGUAUCAGUAUAUCUUCAGACUUACCCAGCAUCGUUGUCCGUCCUCUUCAGUCCUUUGGAGAUGUGAGUCAGACUGUGUCUGAACUGAGAGAGAAACUAGAAGACUUCCUUAAAGGAGAAUGGACCAAGAUCUCCACUACAGUGAAUAUAGUGGAUGUUGUACUGCCUCCAGAGCCCAGAGAACAGUUGUUACAAUAUUCCUGUCAGCUCACACUGGACCCAAACACAGCACACACACACCUCUCUCUGUCUGAAGGGAACAGAAAGGUGACACGUACAGGCCAAGUCCAACCAUAUCCUGACCAUCCAGACAGAUUCACCUACUGGUACCAGGUUCUGUGUAGAGAGGGUCUGUCUGGACGCUGUUACUGGGAGGUGGAGAGGACUGGUGUUGUUGUUGUUACAGCAGUCUCAUAUAAAGACAUCAGCAGAACAGGGACAGAUGGUGGAUUUGGAUACAAUAACAAGUCCUGGAGUUUACAGUGCUAUAGUGGUGGUUAUUGGUUCAGACACAAUAAUGUUGAGACUAAAGUAUCAGGCCCUCAGUCCUCCAGAGUAGGAGUGUACCUGGAUCACAAGGCAGGUACUCUGUCCUUCUACAGUGUCUCUGACACAAUGACCCUCCUCCACAGAGUCCAGACCACAUUCACUCAGCCCCUCUAUCCUGGGUUUAGUCUCUAUAGUUAUAAUGGUACUGCUGAGCUGGUUAAACUGUAGUAGGGUUCACAUAGAUACUAGUCAUGCUGGUGUAGUCUAUAGCUGAGCUGGUUAAACUGUAGUAGGGUCCACAUAGAUACUAGUCAUGCUGGUGUAGUCUAUAGCUGAGCUGGUUAAACUGUAGUAGGGUCCACAUAGAUACUAGUCAUGCUGGUGUAGUCUAUAGCUGAGCUGGUUAAACUGUAGUAGGGUCCACAUAGAUACUAGUCAUGCUGGUGUAGUCUAUAGCUGAGCUGGUUAAACUAUAGUAGGGUCCACAUAGAUACUAGUCAUGCUGGUGUAGUCUAUAGCUGAGCUGGUUAAACUGUAGUAGGGUCCACAUAGAUACUAGUCAUGCUGGUGUAGUCUAUAGCUGAGCUGGUUAAACUGUAGUAGGGUCCACAUAGAUACUAGUCAUGCUGGUGUAGUCUAUAGCUGAGCUGGUUAAACUGUAGUAGGGGUCCACAUAGAUACUAGUCAUGCUGGUGUAGUCUAUUGCUGAGCUGGUUAAACUGUAGUAGGGUCCACAUAGAUACUAGUCAUGCUGGUGUAGUCUAUAGCUGAGCUGGUUAAACUGUAAACUGAUUUGUUAUUAAUUACAAUUCAAUACAAUGUUUUAAUCUUGUACAUUUCCAUGAAUCAUGAUGUCUGGUGUUGAUGUAUAUUGGUUGUCAUUCAGAACCAUUGAUAUGUUUUCUCAGUUGGUUCUCUGUCUCUAUGUAAUUCUCCUCAGUAUCAUUGAUCAGCUUGUUGGCUCGGUCCUAAUUGAUGUGUUCUCUGUCACCUGGAGCUGCAUGGAAAAUGGUCCAGGAACUAAAGGACAAUUCAGGACUAGUCAGCCCACUACAAGCUGGUAUCACUUACUUUCUACUAAACUAUAUGGUCUGGUUUCCCAGACACAGAUUAAUCCUAGUCCUGGACUAAACAGUAUGUUCAAUGUAGAUGUCCAGGAAACCGGCCCUAAAUGUGUCAUCUUUCAUCCUCCCAUACUGCUCAGUCCAGCAACAUUAAACCUGUCCAGCAGGUGGUGCUGUUGACCAAACAAUAAAACCAGCAGAUAUCUUGACUUGCCACUCAGUAUAUCAGUAAUGUUCAGAAUAGUACUUUAAUAUCAUUGGAGAUUGAUGGUCUUUUUAAUCCACUAUCCAGAGUCAGGAACAGAUGAAGUUAGGUCUGCUACUGUUCAGUGAUUAAAUAUGAUUUAUGGUGAUGGGAAAUAAUAAAAAACACUCAACUUCAUCUAG